Gossypium raimondii (Peruvian cotton) is the source of this 1883-nucleotide messenger RNA. RefSeq lists its product as uncharacterized. NCBI's taxonomy places the organism in Eukaryota, Viridiplantae, Streptophyta, Magnoliopsida, Malvales, Malvaceae. The record is from RefSeq and is a predicted model, not a curated record. The transcript has 8 exons. The coding region runs from base 203 to 1576 and encodes 457 amino acids. Gene Ontology annotation, cellular component: plasma membrane.
UCUUCAGUGCUUUCUUUUCUUAUUAUUUUCAUCUCUCUUUUGAAGCACAUUCAUGGCUUCUCUGUGCUCUCUUCUCUCUCUUUCUCUAAUGUCUUCCAACUUAUCCCCUUCCUUAAUCACAUUCUCUCACUUUUAAUCCCUUAACUCUUAAACAUCUAUUUUCUAGUUACAACUGUUUAUCUUCAUUAGAGGAAAGAAAGAGAUGAAUGCUGGCGUGUCUCUUGAGCACAAUUUCAGCAUGUUGCUGCUUAAGCUGUUUGUGGUUCUUGCCUGCUUCCAUGAAUGCUUAUCCGAUCUUCAAGUUCAUCAUAAAGGUUAUAUGUUAACCGGUAGAGCAACUGGUGAUUUUGUACCUAAAAUUACUCCAACGGCAUCUCCUCAACCAUUUCUUCCUCUACUUGCACCUUCUCCUCUAUCAACCUUCACAAAUAGCACUUCUCCUAAAUUAUCAGGACUCUGUAUGUUAAAUUUCACUGCUGCUCAAAGCUUGAUAAGCAUUACGUCAAUUGAUUGUUGGGCUGCAUUUGCUCCACUAUUGGCAAAUGUAAUAUGUUGUCCACAACUACAUGCUACUCUUGUGAUUCUUGUUGGUCAAUUGAGUAAAGAAACUGGUGUGCUCGCUCUAAACAGAACCCUUGCCAAGCCUUGUUUAUCAGAUAUUGAGCAAGUCUUGGCUGGCCAGGGUGCUGGUGACGGUCUCAAUCAAGUUUGUUCGAUUCAUUCAUCAAACCUUACUGAAGCAUCUUGUCCCGUAAAAGAUGUUGAUGAAUUUGAGAACAUGGUAAACUCUUCUGAGCUUCUUGCUUCAUGUGAAAAGAUUGAUCCUGUUAAAGAAUGUUGUGACCAAGUUUGUCAAGGUGCAAUAUCUGAUGCUGCAACAAGACUUGCAUUGAAAGCUUCUGAUCCUCUAAGCAUGGAUGGACCUCAUGUUUUACCUCAGCACACAACAAGGAUAAAUGAUUGUAAAACCGUUGUGCUUCGAUGGUUGGCAAGUAAACUUGACCCUUAUCAUGCAAAGGAAGUUCUUAGAGGAUUAACCAAUUGCAAUGUUAACAAAGUUUGCCCUCUCGUUUUUCCCAACAUGAAGCAUGUGGCAAAUAGCUGUGGAAACGGAAUAAGUGACCAAACAGCUUGUUGUGAUGCUAUGAAUAGCUAUGUCUCUCACUUACAAAAGCAGACCCUAAUCACCAACUUACAAGCUUUGGACUGUGCUACCUCGUUAGGGUUGAAGCUCCAAAAAUACAAUAUCACCAAAGAUGUUUAUAGCCUAUGUCACAUAAGCCUUAAGGAUUUCUCUCUUCAAGUCGGAAGUCAAGAAUCUGGAUGUCUCUUACCAAGCUUACCUUCUGAUGCAACAUUGGACAAGUUUUCCGGGAUCAGUUUCAUUUGCGAUCUAAAUGAUAAUAUUCCAGCUCAAUGGCCGUCUCUGUCACUACUGCCAGCUUCAUCAUGCAAUAAGACUAUCAGAAUUCCUGCACUACCUGCCGCCACAAAUGCUCAAAGUGGUCUUAACACAGAAUAUAUCGUAGUUUAUCUCCUCGUUGCAUAUUCAACGGCCAUAAUGAUGCUCUUAUAGGUCUAGUUUGAGGCUAAUUCAAGAAUCCUGUCAUUAAUUGAAGCUGAAGAUAACUAGAAGAAGGUUAUACGCAAUCAUAUAAGCAUAACUCCUGGUUCAAAGGCUCGUGUUAAAAGCUUGAUUCAAGUUCAUCUAUAUGAUCAUAUUAAUUCAAUAUUCUUGCAGGUUUUAUAUAAUAAUAUUUUGUAAAGUAAAUAACAUGGGAGAAAGACAAAUAUAUGUUGUAUUGUAUCUAUACAAGUAUCUUGAGUACAAAAUGUAAAUUUUGAUUGGUAGGUUGAAAGGUUUUACCUUAUUUUAUUGAAAA